AACCGUAGUUCAUAAAGAACUAUAGUCCACUAAGAACUACAAUUCGCUCAGUGCCACAAUUCUUUAACAAGUACAGUUCACAAAGAACUAUGGUUUUCUAAAAACUUCAGAUCGCUAAUAGCCAAAGUUCACUGAUUACUGCAGUUAUCAAAGAACUAUAAUUCACCAAAAUUACAGAUCGGUAAGAUGUAACUAUAGUUCAACAAGACAACAGUGCCACAGUACUUUAAAUACUACGGAUGGCUAAGAGCCAUAGUUCACUAAAGUCUACAGUUUACUAAGAGACAUAGCUCAUUAAGAAUAGUUCACCAAGAACUACAGUUCGCUCAGUGCCACAGUUAUCUAAAAAGUACAGUUCACAAAGAACUGUAGUUCACUAAAAACUAGUUCACUCAGUGCCACAGUUCACUAAAAAUCUAUCUACAGUUCGCUCAGUGACACAGUUCUCUAAGAACUACUGAUCGCUAAGAGCCAUAUAAAAAACUAUAGUUCACCAAAAACCAGCUUAGCUCUGACUAGUUAGCUCAGUGGUGCCACAGUUCUCUUAAAAAGUACAGUUCAAAAAGAACUGGUGUAACUAAAAAGAAAGAUAAGUGGAUAUAGUUGUUUUUCGACAAUGGCUUAUUUAUUUUGAACUCGUCCCCUUAAUGAACGAGAUAUGCCUGGUUCGGAGUCGGAUCGCCCCACCACUGUCCGUCAGUGGUGGUGACAGCGGGAGCCGGGAGCGGCCCAGUGGCAAAUCGGACCGACUGUCGAGUAGGACGAGAGAUCCCCGCCUGGCCCGCCGACCGGGCCCGAAUGAUGCCGGCCCAGGAGACAUCACCAGCCGAUUGGAAAAUAUGCUCGCCGACGAUGACAGACGGACAGCGGACCGACUUCAGGAGCUCGACGUUUCCGUCGACGCGUCCGACAUGACUUUCCGAAUGACCAACUACCACAAAGACCUCCUCAAGAUGAUGUCGAUGAUGCGGUGCCACCAGAUGCUCACGGACGUGACGCUAGUCGUCGGUAAUGAGAGGCUGCAGGCGCACAAGGUGAUGCUCGCCGCAGCGAGCCCUUACUUCAAGGCGAUGUUCACUGGUGGUCUCAAGGAGACGCAGAGCUCGACUGUCACCCUUCACGACAUCUGCCCCUCGAUAAUGACCCGUCUCAUCGGCUUCAUAUACACCGGACAGAUACACAUCACUGAGCUCGCUGUCUGCCAACUCCUACCAGCUGCUUCCAUGCUGCAGAUAACGGAUGUGAUAAUGGCGUGUUGCAUAUUCCUUGAGCGGCAGCUCUCGCCAGCGAAUGCUCUUGGCAUCUCUUUCUUUGCCGAUCAACACUGCUGCACCGAACUGCACAAGAAGGCAACCGAGUACAUAAUGCAGCACUUCGCCGAGGUCUGCCAGGAAGAGGAGUUUAUGCAGCUUACGAAGAAACAACUUGUCAACCUGAUACGAAAGGAUGAGCUCAAUGUCAAAGAAGAGACCGAAGUGUACAACGCUGUUUUAAAAUGGGUUAAGUACAACGAAGAUGAAAGGCGUCCGAGUAUGCAUUGCGUCCUGUCUGAGGUGCGGUGCCAGUUUCUUACACCGAGCUUCCUCAACCAACAGAUGAAGAACUGCGACGUAAUAAGGAAGAUGCCUGCUUGCAAAGAGUACCUGGCGCAGAUAUUCAAAGAGCUUACGUUGCACAAGAGGGUGAGUGUACGAGAGCGGACUCCCAACAGCCCACGGAUCGUCUAUGUCGCUGGCGGCUUCCUGAGGCAGUCGCUCGACACGCUCGAAGCAUUCAACCUCGACACGGGCAGUUGGAGUACGUUGGCCCAUCUUACGCUUCCCCGUUCUGGUCUCGGAGCGGCUUUUGUCAAGGGGAUACUGUAUGCCAUCGGUGGGAGGAACAAUACGCCUGGCUGUAGUUACGAUUCCGACUGGGUCGACAGGGAUACUUGGAGGCCUUGCAGCCCCAUGACGACAGCCAGGAACCGCGUUGGUGUCGGUGUGGUUGAUGGUAUGAUCUACGCAGUCGGGGGCUGUGCUGGUCCUGAACAUUUCAAUUCUGUCGAGAAGUAUGACCCUGAGGAGGACAAGUGGUACGCGGUAAAGCCGAUGCAGAACAAGAGGGUUGGUGUCGGCGUGGCUGUAGUCAACAGACUCCUGUAUGCGAUCGGCGGUUUUGACGGGCAGGAGCGUCUCAAGACGGUUGAGAGGUACCACCCGGAAACAGACACAUGGUGUCAGGUCGCGAGUAUGUCCAUAGCACGAAGUGGCUCCGGUGUGACGUGCCUAAACAAUUACAUAUAUGUUGUUGGCGGCUAUGAUGGUGUUCGGCAGCUGGACGAUGUCGAGAGGUAUGACACGGAACUUGACAGAUGGGAGCGUGUGAGCGGCGUCUCCCUCCCUCGUAGCGCCCUCUCCGUCGCAGCCAUCGACAACAGGAUAUUCGCAAUCGGCGGUUUUGACGGGCAGGAAUUCGUCUCGACGGUCGAGAUCUACGACCCCGCCCUCGACCGGUGGUCAUUCGGAGUACCGAUGACUUCAUCGCGUUCGGGCCAUGCGUCCGCCGUCUCCUUCAGCGCGCCAUUUGCCCCUGCUGGGUCUUCUCGAUGACAAACGCUUCACGCGAUUUCCAAAAUUUUCUCAGUAUUACAGCCAUCUUUCAUAUUGACGUCCUUUUGUGAUAAUUGAACUAAAAAAAGAAAAAAAUCAAAAGCGGAAAAAAUCCAUCAUUCCAUUAAUUUUUUAAUAUCUAAUGUAUAUUCCAAUUUCUCUCUCUCUCUCUCUCUAGUACCUCGUUAUAAAUAUUGAAUAAAUAAUUUAUUUUUUUAAGUAUUGUUUUAGAGAGGGAUAAGACGACGAUACGAUCCUGUAUAAAUGAUGUAAAGUAAUAAAAUAAUAAUAAAUAAAUAAUAGACAAAUAAUUGUAUAUAUAUGUAAUAAUAAUAAUUUAUGAGACAGAGAAAUUUUAUUAUUUUUUUAUAAGACACAUUGUACAAAUUGUUAUAUGAUAAGCCUUGUAUGUGGAAAAGAUGGUGAUAAACAAAACAAAAAAGACA
Messenger RNA from Cimex lectularius (bed bug), 3037 nucleotides. Its product is annotated as kelch-like ECH-associated protein 1. NCBI's taxonomy places the organism in Eukaryota, Metazoa, Arthropoda, Insecta, Hemiptera, Cimicidae. Gene Ontology annotation, molecular function: protein binding. The record is from RefSeq and is a predicted model, not a curated record. Bases 648 to 2591 code for a protein of 647 amino acids. The transcript is spliced from 9 exons.